Molecule: messenger RNA, 2958 nt
Organism: Paramecium pentaurelia
Lineage: Eukaryota; Ciliophora; Oligohymenophorea; Peniculida; Parameciidae
Source: the annotation of a GenBank genome assembly
AUGCUUUCAGAUUAUGAAUUGUAAUAACAGGCUCUCAAAUAAAAAUUAGCUAGAUAACAAGCAUAGGAAUAAAUCAAUUCUUUAGAAUCUAAACUCUAAUGUAAUAUAUUACUAUAUUAUAGAAAUUAUUUAAAUUUAAAAAGAAAUAGAAGAAUAAGAUUGUAUUACAUUAUUUAUUAUGUAGUCUAAUAUUAAAUUAAAUGUGAUGAUUUAUAGAAGAAACGAGAAUAGUAAAUGAAAGAAAUUUAGAAUUUAAGAGCAUCUUAAGAAGCUGAUUUAUAAAGGUAGGUAUAAUCUAGUAACUUAAAUUAGAACAAGGAAUAUGUAUAAUGAAAUGUGGAAGAUGGCUGAAAAAUUUUAAAAGAAACAAUAAUAAUUUAUAUAUCAAUAGAAACUUGAUAAAGAUUAAUUAAAAUCCUUUUAAGUUACUUAAACUUCAAAAUAGUCUCAUUAUGAAAUGAAUAAAGAAUUAGUUGUCCCUCAUAAUCCAUUUGUGUUAUUAUCUUAAGCACAAGGAUUUUUAGAUUCAUAAUAUGAUGCAUAUUAUGAAACUAAUUAUCCAAAACUAUUAGAAAUUGUAGAAAAAGAAAGUUUGUAUCCAAAAAGUCAAAUCUAAAUAACUUUUGUAAGUUUCAAACCAGACAUGCCUACUUUGGAACAAUUUGAAAAAAGAAGAUAUGAAGGAACAGUUAAUUAAAUACCAUUAUCAAUGUAAUUACUAAUAGAUUUUUAUGAUUUUCCUACCUAUAAAUCAAAUACUCUUAUAUAUGAAGAUUGUCCAACCAUAGAAUAAAUUAGAGUAAUAUUAUAUAAUAUGAUUUUAAUUAGAGAUAAGUUGGUUAUGAUUAGGAAUUGAAAUUAGCAUAUGAAGAUUAUUUCACAAAUAAAACUUUUGGGAAAAAAGCUUGUUUUGUAUUUGAAGUAGAAAAUGACUUAAAAUUUGUAUAUUAUCUUUUGUUUAAAAAUGCAUAUAUUAGAGUAUUAGAUGCUAUAACAGGUGAAAAUUAUGGAUAUUGUUAAAUACCAUUAAAUUCAUUAAUAAGAGAGGAUAAAAGUGAUGUAUUUUCAAUUUAAGAAGUUUAAGUAUUAAGUUAUGAUUGGACUAUUACAUAUGGAAUAUUUACAAUAACUAUAUAAAAUAUUGGAAUCAGUUAAGAUUCUAAUGUUGCAACACUUACAAAUUUUGAUCAAAAUGCAUUUAGUUAAACUUUGAAUAUUUAAUCACUAUUAUCAGUUACACAAAAUGUAUAUUUUAAUUAGGUUAUGGAUAAUAAAUCAAAAAUUUAAACAUAAUAUGUUAAUUUUUCAAAGAUUACUUCAGAUUCAGCUGUCAGAUCAGAAGAUAGAAUUAAGAUUAGAAUUUCAUAACUUAAACCAUAAUCAUAAAUAUCAUAAGCAAGAAAGAAAAUAACUUCAGAUAAACCUAAAGAUCUUACUGAAUAUGGACAUUAAGCAGUUGUAAAUUUGAAAAUUAAUGAUGUUGAUGAAAGGAUGCGUGUAAAUGAAAGAAUUAAAUCUAAAAGAUCAGAUGUUCUUACUUAUUUAAGUACAAAGGAUGAUUUUCUAAAAUUAUAAGCAGUAGAAUUGAGUAGAAAAUGGGAUAGAUAUUAAAUAUUAAGUUCAGUAUUACCAUCUCAUAUGAUACCAAAUAAUUUAUAUUUACCAGUAGGAGAGAAAUGUAUUUAAUUUAUUGAAUAUUAAAAUGAUACUGAUGAAGAUAAAAUUAUUACUGUAGAAAUAUCACCACCCAUAAUUACAUAUUUAGUAAAUGGAGAAGAAUUAGAAUCAAUAUAUGAAACAAAAGGGAUUGCAUUUCAUUCAAGAGUUGAAGUUGAAUAAGAUUCAUUUAAAUGUCAUGCAUAAUAAAAAUGUAUAAUUGCCAUUAUAUUCUAUACUUUAAUUGAAUUUACAACUGAAAUAGAAGUUGCUGUCUAUUUAAAAUAAAAGUAAUAACCAAUUUGUGGUUCAUUAUAUAAAGUUAUACCUAAAUCUUAAGUUAUUGAUAUGAAUUUUGAUUUUUAUCGUCAACCUAAUUCAUAAAUUGAAUUAUAUUUACCUUAAGUCUUUUGUUUUUGUGAAAUUAAAUAUAGAAAAACACCUAUUAUAAUUUGUAAUAGAGAAGAAGUUACUUUUGCAAUCAAUCCUGAUGAUAUGAGAAUUAAAUUAGAAUUGAAAACAGCUGAUAUUGGUAAAUAAAUAAUACUUUUAUUAUUUUUCUAUAGAGAUAAACAUUGUCAUUAUUUAUUAUUAUCAAUUUCUGUAAAAAUUACAAGUUUAAGUCUUAUUAAAUUAUCAACUAUUAUUGGUUAAGCAACAUCAUGUUAAACUGAAUUUAAAUCUGAUAAAAAAAGAUAAAUCUAUUUUCACAGUUUGAAUCAAGAUAAAAUAUGGUUUGAAUCUCCAUUUGAUAAACCUAUUUGGGUUGAAUAGAAUCAAAUCACUAUUAUACCUUUUAAGGUAUUUUAGAUGACUUCAAAUUCACAUAUUGUUAAAGUUAAUGCUAUGGAUUCAACAACCAAUGAAAUGGUAUAUUCUUGGCUCUUCCAAAUAAGUUCUAAUAUGCCAUAAAUUAAAAGAGUUUUUACUUUUGAUUGUUAUUUUAGAUAACCUCAUCCUUUCAAAAUUACAUAUGUUAAUUCUACUGGAAAAGUAUUAAAUUUAAAUAUUGUCUCUUCUUCUUAUUUAUUAAAGGUUUUUUAAUCUUAAGUCAAAAUUAUGAUUGGUGGAAAAGCUGAAAUAGAGAUUGCCUUUAUGAAGGCUGAAGAAUAUCCCAGUUAAGAUUUUAAUGUAGUAGAAAAAUAAAGAGAAAUCCUAUUAUUCAUUUACGAAAUUAAAAAUAAUAUUUUUGAAUGCUACUUAUUUUAAUUCAAUUUAUAUGACAAAGAAAAUGAUAACAUUUCUUUAGAAACUACUGAUUAGUAUAGAAAAAGACCUUUUUCAUUAUAAUCUAAAAAGUGA